Theobroma umbraticum is the source of this 501-nucleotide messenger RNA. RefSeq names its product nucleolar RNA-binding Nop10p family protein (gene NOP10). NCBI's taxonomy places the organism in Eukaryota, Viridiplantae, Streptophyta, Magnoliopsida, Malvales, Malvaceae. The record is from RefSeq and is a predicted model, not a curated record. Gene Ontology annotation, biological process: snRNA pseudouridine synthesis; rRNA pseudouridine synthesis; positive regulation of telomerase RNA localization to Cajal body. Gene Ontology annotation, cellular component: box H/ACA snoRNP complex. Gene Ontology annotation, molecular function: telomerase RNA binding; snoRNA binding.
AAGUCUAAAACCCUAAAACCCUAAAAUUUGACCAUUUGUCCUUCUCUCUGCUUCUUUGCUUCUCCAAGCCCCGGUAGAGAAGUUGCUAUUCCUUUUCUUUGGAUAAGAUGUAUCUCCAGUUCUACAUAAAUGAGAAUGGUGACAAAGUUUACACCACUAAGAAAGAAUCACCAGUAGGGAUGCCUACUCAGUCUGCUCAUCCAGCACGUUUCUCCCCUGAUGACAAAUAUUCGAGACAAAGAGUUCUUUUGAAGAAACGAUUUGGUUUGUUGCCAACCCAGCAGCCACCUCCAAAGUAUUGAAUUGAUUAGAUAUAUCAAGCUGUACUUUUCUGAAGCUUUGUUUCUAGAGUACCAAUGAAUGCCUUUGGCUGUAUAAUGCAGUUUCUCUUUGCUUUAGGAUGCUUAUUUAAAACUAUACACAGUUUAAUGUGUGCUUGUAAGGACACAUCUCAAGUAUAUGAAUGCAAGUAGUACGAUUUGUGUCAAGAUUGUUGUUUUA